GGGAGCUGGCGCCCCUGCGCAAACCCGGCUUCGUGGCAUUGCGGAAACAGCCGUGGAACUGCGCAAACUUCUGGGCCCAAGUCUCGCGUCAUGCUGCCAGUAGCGCUUCUGGAGGCUGCGGCUCGCGUGAGGGCGGCAUGUCCUCGCCUAAGGACAUGCCUCCACGUUGCACAGCUCUCGCAGCGAUAUAAGAAGCCCGGUUGAACCCAGCGUUACAUUUCAAUACAAUUUGCCUUGCCGCUCUACUUAAGCUGUCCUACAUACUCUACAUCGACCCUCCGCGUGCCCAAACGCUCCUGAACGCUUGCAAGGAUGGCAUCGGCGAGUUCAGACUCCGAGCCCCUGCCCGUGCGCCUGCACAUUUAUGACAUCAGCCGUGGCAUUGCUGCCCGGGUGUCGCCAGCUCUGCUGGGCCGUCAGGUUGACGGGCUGUGGCACAGCACGCUGGUGGUGGGCGGGCUGGAGCUGUCGUACGGCCCGCCGCUGAGGCGCUACCCGGCGGGGCAGGGGCCGCUGGGCCGCCCGCAGCGAGUCAUCGACAUGGGUGUGACGCUGCUGUCCUGGCCGCUGCUGGACGACCUGCUGGCCGGUCUCACGCGGCAGCCCGCACCCGCAGCCGCCGGCGGAGGCCCUGACGGCGGCGGCGGUGGCGGCCGCUUCGCCCCCGGCGCCUACCACAUCCUGACCAACAACUGCAACCACUUCACACACGAGCUGGCGGGGGUGCUCACGGGCGGCGGCCUGCCGUCCGACAUCCUGCACCAGGGCGAGCUGUGGCUGCAGAGCCCCCUGCUGGCAGACCUGCUGGCGGCGGGCGCCGGCGGCAGUAGCACCAACACCAACACCAACACCACUGGUGCGGCUGCUGCUGCUGCCGGCCCCAGCACCUCCACGGCCGCGCCAGCCACCGCCUCGCCCAACCCGGCCGCCGCUGCACCCGCCGGCCCUGCUGCUGCGGCUGCACCCGCUGCUGCCGGCCCUGCUGCUCCUGCCGGCCCCGCUGCUGCUGCUGCCGGCCCCGGCAUGACGGCGCUGCUGGACCUGCUGCGCGGCGCCCUGUCGGAGCAGCACGCCGACGCCGCUGCUACUGCUGCUACUGCUGCCGGCGGCUCAGCACCUCUGCCGCAGUGGGCCGGGCUGCGGGCCCUGCUGGACUUGUGGACCGAGGUGGCGGACUGCUUCACGACCGCGGACGGCGGGGCGGGGGCCGGCGAGGCGGCGGCUGCUGCUGAGGCGGGUGGUGCGGCUGCGCCGCCGGCCCCGGCUCCGGGCUAUGCCGCCGCCGCUGCCGCCGGAGCCGCUGCCGGAGCGGCGGCGGCGGGUGCGGCUCCGGGUGCGGCUGGCGGUAACCGCGGCGGCGGACUGGGAGGGCCCUGCCGCGGCCGCAGGUGCUGGCGCAGCGGCGGCGGCCCCGCCGCGGCCGCUGGUGCCGCUGGUGCCGCUGGCUGUGGCAUGCCGCCCUUCGCUCAGUUCGGCCCCUUUGGCGCCUUCGGCCCCUUAGGCCUCCACGGCGGCUUCGGGCCUCGCGGCUUCCCCUUCCGUGCCGCGGGUGGCGGUGGCGGUGGCGGCUGCGCCCGCAGCUGCGGCGCGGCUGCGCCCGCUGCCGCCCCAGCCGGCGGCGGCUGCCCCUGGCUGCGUGACUGCGCCGCCGCCGCCGCCGCCGGCGGCAGUGCUGGCUGUGCCGGCGGCCGUGGCGGCGCGGCCGGCGGCCGCCGCGGCGGCGCCUGCUGCGGCCCCUGGCGGUCUGCGCUGCAGUGGGGCCCGCAUGCCACUGCACGCGGCGGAUGCAGCGGCGGCUUCGGUCGCGGCUUGAACUGCUACUGCCAGCCGCAGCAGCAGCAGCAGCAGCAGCACCCGCUGCUGGGUGGCGACUUCGGUCUUGGCCUGGGCCUAGGCCUGGGGCUGGGGCUGGGCCUGGGCGGAGCCGGCGUGGCUGCGGACCUGCAAGCUGCCCUGAAGGCGGCGGCCGCGGCUUCGGCGGUGGCGGCGCAGCCGCAGCCGCAGCACCAGGCGGCCGCGGCAGAGGGUGCGGCGGCGGCGGCCGCGGGUGCGGCGGGCGCGGGCGCGGAGGCCAGGGCAGGCGCCGCUGCUUCCUGCGGUGCCGGUGGCGGGCUGGCGGAGGCGAUGCAGCAGCUCCUGGGCCUGGGCCUGGGCCUGGAUGAGGAGGCGCUGCAGGCGGUGCGGGUGGCCAUGGAGGUGGACGAGGCAGGGCAGGAGAAGGAGGAGGAGGCAGUGGAGGAGGCGGGCCUGGCGGAGGUGCUGCUGCCGCUGCUGGCGUCGGGGCUGCUGUUCCGCGGCGGCCCUCUGGGCGCCUUCGGCGGCGGCGCGCUGCCGAUUCACUUGGCGCGCUUUGGCGCCGCCCCGCGCGGCUGCGGCGGCGGCGGCGGUGCGUACAGCAGUGGUGGCGGCUGCUGCCCGCGCCGCGCCGGCCCCCCCGGUGGCGCCGCCGCCGCCGCGGGGCCCUCUGCCGCCGCCCCCGAGCCUGCGGCCGCCGCCGCUGCUGCGCCGGCGGCUGCCGGUGCUGCCGCGCCUCCGGCUGCUGUUGCGCCUGUCGGCGACGGCAACGGCGCCACGGCGGCCGCGGCGGAGCACCCGGCCUCGCCUCCCUCGGGCGACGGAGGCAGCGGCGGCUGGAUGGAGGUGGAGGUGGAGGUGGGGGCGGGUGCGGGCGAGGACGAUGACGGGGUGGUGACGGCGGUGGACCCGCGCCAGAAGCAGGAGUAAGCAGUAAGGAGGGAGGUAGGAGGUAGGAGGAGGUGACGAGGGAGGAGGAAGCGGUGGGCGUAGCAGGACCGCCCGGAAUGCCACUGGGAAGCUACAGUGGCUGGGUUGAGGGCAAAUGAGACGGAUGGACAGCAGAUGGACACGCAUACAAGUGUGUGCAGUGUACGGGGAGAGGGGGUCACACUGUGUGGCCGGGUUUGUGCGGCGGCGGCGCGCUGCCCCGCACUGAGGCUUGGUCUCUCGUGAUGCGUGCGGGGCGCGUGCCGGCGCGGGAAGUUGUUGGGGUGUUGGCUUCGGCAGCCCGGCGCUUACUCGCUGGCGCCGUGUACAUUAAAUAAAGUACUGCCGUUGUUGGCGACAUGUGAAGCCGUGCCGCUUGCCUCCGUGUGCCCGAGCGGACGUACGUAAAUGUCAAAAGUGCCGCUGCUUUGUGGUGCGGUGUGCUGCUGCUGUGUGCUGCGGCGUGAGCGGCGGAUUGCUGGCAUCAUGGGGGAUCAUCAGUUUACGAGACGCUGCUUUGCAGGGCAGCCGUUCUGAGUGUACUGUACUUAUGUGUGUGGUUGGGAUUGGCCUAGAAUCCUAGAGCGAGGCGGUGCUUGCUGACCCCCAGCGGCACUUCUACUAGUACUGUGUAAUGACUCCAUUGC
Molecule: messenger RNA, 3371 nt
Organism: Chlamydomonas reinhardtii
Lineage: Eukaryota; Viridiplantae; Chlorophyta; Chlorophyceae; Chlamydomonadales; Chlamydomonadaceae
Exons: 5
Coding region: 313-2724 (803 amino acids)
Biological process (GO): protein modification by small protein removal
Molecular function (GO): peptidase activity
Source: RefSeq, a predicted model, not a curated record